Molecule: messenger RNA, 1560 nt
Organism: Caenorhabditis briggsae
Lineage: Eukaryota; Metazoa; Nematoda; Chromadorea; Rhabditida; Rhabditidae
Exons: 9
Coding region: 1-1560 (519 amino acids)
Source: RefSeq, a predicted model, not a curated record
AUGACACUCGUCCUGUCCUUUUGCCAAAGGAAUCAAGUUGUAUCUAUCGACAAGAUAAUGCCGCUUGAAAAUAGAAUCGAUGAUCUUGAAAGGAUUACGGUAGUUGCCACAUCGUUCUUAUUACAGAAGGCGCAUAACCAAUUCCGAAUUUUCCGAGAAUUCUGCAAGUAUCAGCGUACUCAUGGAUUCCCUGCUCCAGUAUUUGACAGAAAUGGUAGCAUUGUUAAUCAGCCACCCCCACUUGGCUCCUCGCCAAAAUCACCUCAAUUCCACUCCCGUCCAGGUUAUGAUUAUCAGCGACCAAUCAACGGCAUGCACUUUCAACAGGCUUGGGAUAACAACUCCUUUGCACUGAGCUUCACGCUUCCCUGUGAUCAAUUCUCUCCUGCUCAUCAAGCAUUCGAUCAGUUCCGCAAUCAUCCGUGUCUUCCAAAUCAUCUGAUUCCAAGAAAAGUGAUUUUCAUGUACGAUCGCCCGACAAAUCAGAUGCCCCCGAAAACGGUUCAAUUGGUUCGCAAUCCAUACUAUCAGCCACCAGCAGUCCAACUACGAGAAAUGAUGAAGGGAAAUUUCAACGUUGUUCGAUACAACGCGAAGGCUCAAACGGAAUGGAGAGAACAUAGCGCUGAUAACAGCCAUCGUUUGCAUAAAGCGGUAUUGCUGUCGGGCGAAAAGGCGCCGACGCCAACGCCGAACUGUAAGUUAGACAGAAAGGAGUGGAGUACAAAAAGCAAAAUGAUAAGCGAGUUGAUUCAACCAGAGAUGGCAGCACAUCAGCGUUCAAUUGCCAAAGUCGCAAAAUGGCUUGAGGAAAUGGACGAAUUGACUCAAAAACCGUAUGAAGCUAUUGAGACCACACAUCCUACUGUUGGCGAAUUUCUUGAAGCCAACCCAUCCGCUUCGAUUUAUAUCGAAGUUCACGGAUCUCAAUCGCCUCGUCGCAAUUUGAAAAACCUCGCCGUUCCUCUGUCGCCGAAUGUGAAACACAUUUCUUUGGUAUUGGGAACGAAGGUGGAAAGGGCACGCAGUGGUGGUGUCGAUGUCGACGGUGAUCAUCAUGACAGCAGCAACAGCAAGAAGAAAAUCGAGGAGAAGAUGGAAACAAAGACUGAGGAGAGGAAAGAGAACGAAACUGGAUUGAAAGGAGACUCAGAGAACAAUGCGUGUUUGGUCGGCCAAGAAUCAUCAGGUGCCGAGAGGUGCUCCGAGAGCAACGGAUCCCAGACAAGCGGCUUCAACGAUGCUCAGUUUUCUCAUGACGACGUGGAGAGUCAGGCGGGUAUGUUGCACUUUUGGGAGAGUGGCGUGUUGGGGAGCCAACCGGAGAACUUGGCAAUUGGAAAGGAGGAGGUAUUUUCUCGUUUUCUGAUAGUCAAUCUAAUAGCCUUCACGUGUGCCCCAAAAUUCGAAGAUCCUCUUCUCCGUGUGUCAGUUUCUCUUCUAGCCAGUUCUCGAGUCAAAAUUCCGUGCCAGUUUCAUAUAUAUGUGAAGAAAACAAACGAUCGUGGGAUAGACGUUCUUCAGAAAAAUAAGAACAAUAAUACACCAUAUGUGCAUUAA